CAGGUGUUACGGCAUUUUGAGGCCACGACGGCACAGGAGCAAGCGCCUCUGUCACUCAAACCAAUAUUUAAUUCCAACAAGUGGCUACUAACCAAGUUUUUAAUUUCUGACUUCACCCAGCACCCACGACUGAGCCGGGCUUCCUGGAUAGGCCGAGAACUCUCCAUCUUUAAGAGGGAGACACAGAGGAUUACAGCAAAUUAUCUGGGAUCCAGUCGGACACUGCAAGUGUGAAGAUGAAUUCCGCCAGAUAUGAAUACUACGACCGGAACGGGCCACAUGAAAGGGUUGACUUUUUAACCAAUAAAGAAAAAAUGCCACAAAAGCAGAAGAUCGGGAUUGUGAUUGGGGUCGUUGUGGGGGCUCUAGUCCUGGCAGCAGUAGCAGCCUUCCUCAUUUGGCUGUUUAUCUUCAACAAGACCGAGUCAGAGGCCACCCUUAGUAAGAUACAAGGCCCAGCAGCUCAGGUGUUCAGCGGGCAUAUGAAGCUGGCAAACAUGCCAUAUAGCCAGAAGCUAGAGGACACCACCAGCAAGGAGUUCCAGGAGCUGGCUGACGACUUGCAAGAAAUUUUGGAGAGAAACUACAAGAAAGACCCAUUCCUCGCCAGAUACUACUCCAAGUCUGUGGUCACCGCAUUCAGUGAGGGGGUGGUAGCAUACCACUGGACCGAGUUUAUUAUUCCUGUCAGUGACCUGGAGAUCCUGCCGGAGUUCUCAGAGGAGCGAGUCCUAGAGACACUGUGGAAUGGCAUUAAGGAGCGGGGCAAAAAUACCAAUCAGGAUAUCAGGAUCACUGAAGUGACGGCCUCACUCACAGACCCUCGGAUGGCCAGGAACCCCAGAGCCAAGGAGUGUUUCUACCGUCUGGAGGCUGAACAAACGGUGCAGACUUUCAAGUCCCCAGGGUUCCCAAUGAAGUAUCCCCCCAGGUCCCGAUGCCAGUGGCAAAUUCGAGCCCCAGAGAAUAAUGCCAUAUCUGUCAGGUUCCCUGAGUUCCACAUAGAGGAUGACUGCUCUAACGACUUUGUCUCCAUCUACGACUCUUUGAGUCCAGAUGACUCACAAGCCAUCACAGAGAAGUGUGGUCAGAGGCCUCCCACCAACCCCCUGGAAGUUGUGUCUUCCGGUAACAUCAUGCUGAUCAACUUGAUUACAGAUAGUGCAAUCCAGAGGCCUGGCUUCCGUGCUGAAUAUAAAGUGAUCCCCAUAUCGACAGCUAAGUCUUGUGGAGGUCUCCUCACUGAGAGCAAAGGUGUGUUCCAUUCCCCACAUCACCCCAGCUUCUAUCCCCCUGCCGUGGACUGCAGGUGGACCAUCAAGGUUCCUGCUGGGAAAAAGGUGCGCGUGAAGUUUAUCAUGUUUCGUAUGAAGGAGCCUGGGGUGGACGUCCGUGUGUGUCACAAAGACUAUGUGCAGGUUAUGGGAAACAAAUAUUGUGGGGAGUUGUCCUCUCUGGCCCUGACCAGCAAGACUAACACAAUGGACGUGAUCUUCCACUCCGAUGAGUCCUUCACUGACAAAGGUUUCAAAGCAGAGUACAGCGCCUUUGAUCCUGCCAACCCUUGUCCCAACCAGUUUGCUUGCUCCUCUGGGAUCUGCAUUUCCAAAGACCUGCAGUGUGAUGGCUGGAAUGACUGUGGCGAUAUGAGCGAUGAGAUGAAGUGCAAGUGUGAGAAAGACCAGUUUGCAUGUGACAAUGGCAUGUGCAAGCCUAAGUACUGGGUGUGUGAUCGUGUCAACGACUGUGGGGACGAGAGCGACGAGAAACAGUGCAGUUGUGAUGACGACGAGUGGCGCUGUGGGGAUGGGACUUGUGUGCCUCGCGACGUUGUGUGUGACACUAAGAGGGACUGUGAUGACGGGAGCGAUGAGGCCUCUUGUAAAGUCUCUCCAGGCAUCUGCUCUGAAUUCAGCUUCAAGUGUAAGAACAGCGACUGUGUCAAUAAGGUGAACGCCGAAUGCGACCGCGUCGAAGACUGCUCCGAUGGCUCCGAUGAGCACGGAUGCAAUUGUGGCAUCAGGCCGUAUAAGCUGAAUCGCAUUGUGGGAGGGGAGAAUGCCGAGCUGGGAGAGUGGCCCUGGCAGGUCAGCCUUCACUUCCAGACCCGAGGGCAUGUGUGCGGUGCCUCAAUCCUCUCUGACAAGUGGCUCCUUUCUGCUGCCCACUGCUUCAAGACAACGGACCCUCAGAACCAUGUGGCAUCCAACUGGCAAACCUACAGUGGCAUGCAGGACCAGUACAAGCAUGACGAUGUACAGCGCCGUGAAUUGAAGACCAUCAUCACCCACCAAGAUUACAACCCGAUGACAUUUGACUAUGAUAUUGCAUUGCUGGAGCUUAGCGAGCCACUGGAGUUCACCAACACCAUCCACCCCAUCUGCCUACCCGCCCGCACCCACGUCUUCCCUGCAGGCAUGCCCUGCUGGGUCACAGGCUGGGGCACACUCCGAGAAGGAGGUCAAACGGCACGGCUGCUGCAGAAGGCAGAGGUGAAGAUCAUCAACGACACGGUGUGUAACGUCGUCACGGAGGGCCAGGUCACCUCCAGGAUGCUCUGCAGCGGCUUCCUAGCUGGAGGAGUUGACGCAUGCCAGGGAGACUCCGGGGGCCCCCUGGUGUGCUUUGAGGAGAGUGGGAAGUGGUUCCAGGCUGGCAUUGUGAGCUGGGGUGAGGGCUGCGCUCGUCGGAACAAGCCCGGUGUCUACACGCGUGUUACCAAACUGAGAGACUGGAUCACCGAGAUAACAGGGAUUUGAUGAUGUUCGGAGACCCGGGAUGCAGUGUGGGGAGGUGUGGGGGGGUUGCAGAGGGAUCGACGUCAUAGUGCUAAAAAUACUGGAGACAAACUCACUCUGGGGACAUUGCUACAUGGACCCAGCUUCUCACAUGAACAACUUAAAACACUUAAGUUGGGUGGCCCUUCCCAUCACAUACAUAUACACACACAGACCCGCAUGUUGUACGGUUUUUAUUCCAACUUUAGAGGUUCAAAGUAGCACAGACUCUUGUGCCGCUAUCAAUCAUGUCAUGUUUUUAGUGUAAAUAACAAAUAUGUAUACUAUGAGCUGUUUAUUUCUCAUAUCCCCCGUUCAGUGUACCUUCAUGCUCUUUUAAGGUACAGGUAUUACAUGCUUGAUAAAUGGGUGCACAAACUGAAAGAUUUUAUAUAAUGUUUUUAAGUUCAUGUUUCAGAUUAGUAUUUUAGCCCUUGAAAAAAAGUCCAAUUAUGUUUUUAGGCCAUAAUAAAUUAACUAAAUUAUCUAUUUAUAAACAAGUGAGUUGCCUUCAUCGUCUCAGGGUGCAGUGAAUGUUGCACUUGCCAGUAGGCUCAUACUGUAGAUAGCUAUAGAUUGGGGUUUGUAUAUAUCAGAUAUUUUAAAAUAGGAGUGCUGAUCUGAAAUGAGAAUGACCUUGAAGUUGUGGCAGCUUUUCUGUGGUCAUGUGAUCUAAACAAGGGGCCACAGAUCAGUACUGCUAUUAUACGCGUAUAGAUGCUUACUUGCCUUGCCUGCUCUGUGACCACGGUGGAGUGAUCUUAUAGAACUCCAUAUUCAGAGCAGCUUAGAUGGAGGAUUAGAUCCAAAAGGCUUUUGCACAGGUCUCUCUUUGCCUACUGCACUCAGGGUGAUGGGGUCUAAAGUCCCACGCACCUGGGAGCUCAAGCAAAUCAAUGGGGUUUUACUGGUUGCCAGAGCGAUGCAGUUUUUAUCCCUAUGAGAGUUUCUUCUCACAGCUUGCAAGUGACCCUGUCUUUUUUUUUUUUCUUUUAUCAAAAUUUUGAUUGGCUGGUUAUUUGACCCUGUUUUUUUUUUUGUUUUUUGUUUUUUUUUUAGGCCGGAGAUGAUAUAUCCUUGUUACACAAACCAAAGAUUUAGCAGAAGUAUUACAUAUUGAAGAGAAUAAAUUAACAGUGAUGAGAGGGCAUUGCUCGGUGGACCUUUUUAUUGAUUCCAUAGAGCUUUACAGUUGUGCCGCGCAAGUGUAAAUAUGUAUUUUUCAGAAAAUAGGUUCAGAAGUAGGUUUAGGGGCCAGACAUUUUAGAUAGAAGAUAUUUUCAUGAACGAUGUACACUGUGACUGUGAUUUGGAUUAUUGUUAUAUUCUCUCUACAAUGUGCUUGUUUGUAUAUGUUUUUAUAUGAAUGAUGUUUAUGAUAAUAAACAUCCUUU
Myripristis murdjan (pinecone soldierfish) is the source of this 4171-nucleotide messenger RNA. It is a transcript of the gene st14, whose product is annotated as ST14 transmembrane serine protease matriptase. Gene Ontology annotation, molecular function: serine-type endopeptidase activity; protein binding. NCBI's taxonomy places the organism in Eukaryota, Metazoa, Chordata, Actinopteri, Holocentriformes, Holocentridae. The transcript is spliced from 19 exons. Gene Ontology annotation, biological process: proteolysis. The coding region runs from base 237 to 2759 and encodes 840 amino acids. The record is from RefSeq and is a predicted model, not a curated record.